Molecule: messenger RNA, 685 nt
Organism: Dreissena polymorpha
Lineage: Eukaryota; Metazoa; Mollusca; Bivalvia; Myida; Dreissenidae
Exons: 3
Coding region: 1-621 (206 amino acids)
Source: RefSeq, a predicted model, not a curated record
AUGUCAAAAGCUGAAUCAAAAGAAAUCCACCACAUAGAACCAACUCUUCUUGAUGAGUAUUUGGCCACUUUCCUGUUGUCCCUUAAAAAGUCAAAUGGCACAGAUUUUGAACCAAGCUCCCUCCGUGGCAUCAUUGCUAGUGUUGACAGGUACCUGAAACGACAUCGCUAUGGAUGUUCAGUCAUGACAGGGACUGGAGCCCAAUUUGCACUCACAAGGGACACCUACAAUGCAAAGAAAAAAAGUCUUAAGAAACAGGGUAUGGGAAACCGUCCUAGGGAGGCCCAUCCGCUGAGUGAUACCGACAUCGAUCUGCUCUGGGAGAAGGGGAUCCUUGGCACGGAGUCUCCGAAAGCCUUGUUAAAUACAGUCUGGUUGAACAACUGCCUUCAUUUUGGCUUGCGAGGUACAACGGAGCAAUACAAUUUGCGGUGGGGAGACGUCCGCCUCCGUGUAGACUCGAAUGGUGUCGAGUAUCUCGAGUUAAACGAGCGGCAAACGAAAACGCGCACAGGAGAGAACAUCGCUGACAUAAGAAGUGUCUCCCAAGAUGUUCGGCACUUCUGGACCAAGAAAUCCCGUGUUAAUUUACAAGCUGUACUCGAAUAUGCGUCCAUCUGAUUUUUCUUCAGAUCAGCACCCUUUCUACCUGGCAACACGCACCAUUGACACUGCAUCCCAGUGG